AUGAUAUUGGCUGGUUUGGGCGCUGUUGCUGGUGCUGUACACCUCGCCAGAGACUGGGAAGACGACGCAGAACGUAAGGAAGCAGAGGAGAGAAUCAGGAAAGCAGGUGAAGGGGCUAUCGACAAUAGUUGGUGGAGUCGUCUCAUUAGCCGUCUCCGGGGAUACACAGACGUGUUCGACAAGCCAGCAUGGUCAGAAUUGCUCCCACCAAUGAUGCCACCACCUAAUGAUCGUAAAUACACCUUAUUAGUCGACUUAGAGGGUCUGCUAGUUUCUUCAAGUUGGGAUCGCCAACACGGAUGGAGAACAGCAAAGAGACCAGGUGCAGAGUAUUUCCUCGGUUACCUUUCACAGUUCUAUGAGAUUGUAUUAUUCACGACUCAACCAAAUUACACGGCGAUGCCAGUUAUCGAAAAGCUUGAUCCAUUUGGUGCAUACGUCCCUUACAGGCUUUACAGAGAGUCAACAAGGUAUAAGGAUGGUAAGACCGUCAAGGAUCUUAGCUAUCUCAACCGUGACCUUAGCAAAGUUAUCGUGCUAGACACAAAUCGAGAGAAUGUCUACGCGCAGCCAGAUAAUGGUCUUAUUUUAAAGCCAUGGAAAGGCGAGAAGGGAAAUAAAGACCUGAUUGCCCACAUUCCAUUCCUUGAGUGUAUUGCCUUGUUCAAUGUAUCAGAUGUCCGACCAGUACUCAAAAAGUACGGUGAUACAAAUAUCCCAGUUGAAUGGGCAAAGGUUGAGGAGAAUAUGAGACAAAAGCAUAUUGAAAACUGGAAGAACCAGGGUGCUCAGCCUAAGAGAUCUGGCUGGGGCUUUGGAGCCAGUUCAAUGAGACCGCCAGCUUCUCCUGUCAGCAUCUCAACAGAUGCAGGUAAAGGUCAACCACCAUUGAGCUAUCUUGACCUGAAGAGAAAAGAAGCGCAGGCGAUCUAUCAAUUGGAACAAAAAUACUGGAAUGACAACAAGGAAGAAUUCUCCAAGAUUAUCCAAGAGGAUCAGAAACGUCAAACUGAAGAGCUCAAAGGACAAUUAUGGGGAAUGGUAGGUGUCAAUAGCGGUGCACCACAAAAGCAGUAA
Molecule: messenger RNA, 1077 nt
Organism: Wallemia mellicola CBS 633.66
Lineage: Eukaryota; Fungi; Basidiomycota; Wallemiomycetes; Wallemiales; Wallemiaceae
Product: HAD-like protein
Exons: 4
Coding region: 1-1077 (358 amino acids)
Molecular function (GO): phosphoprotein phosphatase activity
Source: RefSeq, a predicted model, not a curated record